Cynoglossus semilaevis (tongue sole) is the source of this 5991-nucleotide messenger RNA. Its product is annotated as aryl hydrocarbon receptor-like. NCBI's taxonomy places the organism in Eukaryota, Metazoa, Chordata, Actinopteri, Pleuronectiformes, Cynoglossidae. The record is from RefSeq and is a predicted model, not a curated record. The transcript is spliced from 12 exons. Gene Ontology annotation, biological process: xenobiotic metabolic process; response to xenobiotic stimulus; regulation of transcription by RNA polymerase II. Bases 442 to 3120 code for a protein of 892 amino acids. Gene Ontology annotation, cellular component: nucleus; aryl hydrocarbon receptor complex. Gene Ontology annotation, molecular function: protein dimerization activity; transcription cis-regulatory region binding; nuclear receptor activity.
GGAGAGUGGGAAGGAGGUGCAGAGAGGAGCACUGAACAGGAGAGAGGAGAGGAUAAAGGAAGGGAAGAGGUGAAAAGAGGAGAGCGCUUUAAAAAGUAGACUUUCACCGAAAACGUCUACUUUCUAUAUUGAUAUUAAACGCACCUCGUGCAUCACGUGGUGGAGCGUCGUUUCCCCUGGAGGAGAGAAACCCACGUCACUUAGUCCAGGCUGUCGUCACAGGAGACAGGGAAGCAGCUCUGGUCAUGACCUUACACACCUAGUGAUUUAUUCACCUUUAAACUGAAGGGUUUGAAGUUUAAUGCGGUAACGGCAGCGGAGGAGGAAACACCCCGUAGCGCUGACCGGGGUCGUCCUGAGUUUGUGGUUCACUUGCAUGAAGAGGAAUCUAAUGAAUGAACGAGUUGCGUGGAUUUGGGCUGAAUUCACUCUGUGGGCUUGAUGGAUGUCGACACGGUCACUGUGAACAAACAAACAAACAUGUACGUGGGCCGAAAAAGAAGGAAACCAGUACAAAAAGGACUCAAGCAGACCCCUGCAGAAGGGGUGAAGUCCAACCCGUCCAAACGCCAUCGUGAGCGUCUGAACUCAGAACUGGAGCAUCUGGCUCGUCUGCUGCCUUUCCCCGAGGACGUCAUCUCCAGUCUGGACAAACUCUCCAUCCUGAGGCUCAGCGUUAGCUUCCUCCGCAACAAGAGCUUCUUCUCAGCUUGGAAGAAACAGCUGUCCAGUGGCACCACCAAGAGCAGCGUGCAGGACGAUGGUGACACCAUGUCGGCCCCUGACGGCGGCCGCAUACCUGAGGGGGAGCUGCUGAUGCAGGCCUUGAAUGGUUUUGUCCUGGUGGUCACAGCUGAGGGAAUCAUCUUCUUCUGCUCCAGCACCAUGCGAGAUUACCUUGGAUUCCAUCAGACUGAUGUGAUGCACCAGAGUGUGUUUGACAUGAUCCACACCGAGGACCAGCAGGAGUUCAGGAGGAACCUUCACUGGGCUCUGGACCCCCGGCAGGGCCCAGGAACACACACAGAACCUUCAGCAGACUCUUCAGAGUCAGUUUCAGACGAGACCCACAGCAUGGUGAGCUACAACCCUGACCACCUUCCACCUGAGAACUCCUCCUUUCUGGAGAGAAACUUUGUCUGCCGUUUCCGAUGUCUCUUGGACAACAAUUCAGGUUUUCUGGCACUGAACAUCCAGGGUCGGUUAAAGUUUCUACAUGGUCAGAACCAUCAGCACUGUAACUGCAAGGACAACUGUGCACCGCCCCAGCUCGCGCUCUUUGCCAUUGCUACACCACUGCAGCCUCUCACCAUCUUGGAGAUUCGUACCAGGAACUUGAUCUUUAGGACCAAACACAAGCUGGAUUUCACUCCCAUGGCUUGUGAUGCAAAGGGUAAAAUUGUUCUGGGAUACACCGAGGCUGAGUUGAGGGUUCGAGGUUCUGGUUACCAGUUUAUCCACGCUGCUGAUAUGUUGCACUGUGCCGAAAACCACGUCAGAAUGAUGAAGACUGGUGAGAGCGGCCUCACCGUCUUCAGACUGCUCACCAAAGACAACUGUUGGAAGUGGGUCCAAGCCAACGCACGGCUUGUCUACAAGAACGGGAAGCCAGACUACAUCAUUGCCACUCAAAGACCCCUGGCGGAUGAGGAAGGAGGGGAGCACCUGAGGAAGAGGUCCAUGCAGCUUCCUUUCACCUUCGCCACUGGGGAGGCGCUGCUCUACCAGACUGGAUUUCCACUGCAUGGCUUCCCUCAUUCCCUCCAGGGCAGAGUCAAAGGCGGCAAAUCCAACAAGGGCAAAAUGGACAAGAGUUUAAAACGGGACCUGGACCCAAAGUCUCUGCUGGGAGCCCUGAUGAGCCAGGAUGAAUCUGUGUACAUCUGCCAACCAAACGCAGAGCCUGAAAUGCCACACCAGAGCAGCCUUACUUGCCAACAGCCAAAUGAGUUUGUUUUUAGUGGUUCAUCAGAGAGCAGGCACAUUGCAUCUGACAGAGAGUCAGGGAGAUACAGCAGUAGCACCGUUAACUAUGAUCCACUAUUUGAGUCCUUGUCCCUCGAUGUGGGUGAGAUGUGCUCCAACAGUGAACUUUUUAAUGCGCUGGAAAAUCUGGGCCUGGACGCAGAAGACCUAGAGCUCCUCCUGCUGGAUGAGAGGAUGGUUCAUUUGGAGCUGGGCUCUAACUUUGGUGAUCAUCUCACCGACAACAAUAUCUAUACCUACGACCAUCACUCCAACAAGGGUCAAACAGAGGGAGAGGAACCAGGGAGCACAGGGACAUUCGGGCUGUUGGGCUCAUCACCGAACCCCUACCUGCAGGCACCAACAGUUCUGUCCAAAAAUAAGGGGCCUGAGGAUUUUUUAUCACAGCAAAUGCAGCAUCAACUCCGUACAUGUGAUCAGAUGACUCAUCAUGUGGUCCAAGGCAACACUCUCUAUCAUUCUGAAUCUCUGAGCACUAAUGCUUUACCCUGGGUUCCCAAAAGCGCUCAUCAACAUCCACAUACUUCACUUAAGGUUUUCCAGCAGAACCCUGAGCUUAAAAGGCUUCCUUCUCACCAGUGGCAGCUCCACACGGACCAGAACUUCACUCAGCUACAGCCUUCUCAUCAGGAAAACUGCAGCACUGCUUCACCAUCUCAGAGUUUUCUUGGGCAGACGACGAGCAGAUCUUACACGCCAAACCAACUGACACCGAACACGGAGGUGUCCCGUAUGGGAUGUAGUAUCUCCGAGACACCACACUCCUCCUGCAGUACAGGGACCGCACUGGACAUUUGUUACUCCCAGCACCAGGGUGCCCAGAUGAACCAGCAGAUGAUGGUUCAGACUCAUGCUGGUUCAUCUGGUGUGGGCCAAAGCUCUGGAGUGGAAUUAGAGCCGUUGUUGGAUCUGACUCAUCUUCAGAACAACCUGACAUCUCUACAGCCGUACAGCAUGUUUGGGAUCAGUGCAGAGGAAACCACUCAGUGCACGAGAUGCGGCACACACAGCGGUGAAUUAGCAGAGUACACAGCUGCACGGAGGAGCAGGGGCCAAUAUGAUCUCAGACAAAAGGAUUGGAGAACAGCUGUCUCCUCAGUGCCACUCACACACCGUCCAUCAAAUCCUGCCUGAUUCCUAAUGGAAAUAGCUGGUCGACAAACACCAUCUCCGUCUCUCGCCCUGAAGGACCUGCUGCUCCACAGGAUCCAUAGAAGUCCAGAGUGUGGUCGGAGGAGAAGCUAAGGAGUGGCAGUAACUGAACAUGUGAGUUAGUGAUGGUGAGGUUUGAUAGAGUAGAAGAAGAAGAAGGAUGGAACUAAAGAAAGUAUGAUGUAGGUCAUAGUAUCAAAAUGUGUGUUCUUAUUAACCAUGAUGUCAUGCUUUGGUGAGGUUUGUGUGUAUGAUGUUCUGUUUGUUGUUGCUUUAACAGUAGACGUUGGUAACCAGCAAAGUUCCAGGUAAAAAAGGAAUUUGUCUUGAAUAUGACAAACAUGAUAAAAAUGUAUAUUUCACACUAUUUUCUACGUGUGACAAUUCCAAAUAUAGGAAUUAAUAAUAUGUAAAACUGUCAAAAUGCUUUAAGACUUCAUUGAAGACAUUGUCACCAACAAUAGGAAUCAGUCUACAGUCAGUCGAAUUUCAUUUGUCAGUCGUAGACUUGCUCACUGCCCUGUGCUCUGGUCUGUGGUGUGUCAGACAGUCUGACCUGAAGUCUGAACAAACACAUGCUGGACAGUACUACGGCACCUUAAGCCCAAGUUGCAAUUUAAGCCCCCUUUUUAUCACAGUGUGCAAUUGACAGCGUGUGUCAACUGUGUGUUAGAGCGUUCACUGUCAGGUCAACACAGUGGAGUUAUUGGAUCUACAGUGAGUGUCUCUCCACUUAUGCUGAAACAUUUUUAAUUUUGCCAGUAAUUGCCUCUUUGUGAUGCCUCUGGUUGUGUGUCUGUUAAAGCAACACAGCCAUUAUCCAGACAUGUUGCCGUCACAUUUGUCCAAAGAGAACAAAUGUUAAACUUGCUUGCAAAAAGCAAAGAAACGCUGCACCUAUACUCACAAGUCUGUGAGUGCAAGUUUUUGAAAAUGAAGUUGAAUUUAAUUAUACCUUUAACCAAAUAUAGACCCUGACAAUAGUACAAAAACCACAUUAACAUUAUUAUCAUGAAUACAGAGCAGUUUUAGGUUCUGAUCCUUGAUCUUUAAAUGGUUUAUAGUUCAUAAAAUAUAAUUGUUAAAUUGUUAAGUUUGUAAAUAUCACUUAACUAUUUUAUCACUGUGAAACAGACACGUCAGAAAGGACCUGAUGUGUCUGAAGUGUAGAAGCAUUUUUGGUUGCCCAAAGAAGAAGUGAAUGCCUUUUCUCGACUACAGCCAGUUAGUGAGUUGCCUGUUGACUUAAUGACUUCAUGUUGUUGUGUGAGAAACACUGUAACACACUCACCGUAUAUGUGCACACCAAUCCAGUAAGGAGUGUUUUGUAAAUAAUAGAUGGAGUUAAUCACGACAUUAUUCUCAGUGAUAAAGUGAGAAUAUCUUUGCUCCUAAAUUGUUUUACAGUGCUGUAAGCAUUUGUUUCCUUCUACUUUGAAGGUGUCACUGGCUUUGGUUGCUUGAGCAUGUUUUUUGUGCAAAGACUGCUGCAUGAUUAUAUUUAUAGAACAGUGGGGUCUGUGGUGUGUUAUGAUUCCUUUAACAUGUUUUUUACUAUUUUCACAUUUUUUUCGAUUUUACAAAAAAAUCUUUAAAAACUCAAGUGCUUUGACAAUGGAUAUGAGAGCAUUUAAUUCUUUGCGAAAACCAAAUUCUAAACGUAAAACCACACAAGUGUGUGGUUGCUAAUUAUUGCCUUACUCUGAGUUUGAUGACAGAAAAAAAAAAAUCUGGAUUACAAGGUGUUUUGUCUUGUCCUUUCUGUUACAGUAAACAGGACGUCCUCAAGCUAAAGUAUCAGCCAGUGUCAAAUGGAGCCAGUACAGUCUGGGGGUGUCAAACUCAUUUUGGUUCAGGGGCCACAUUAAACUGAAGUAGAUGUCAAGUGGGCCGGGCCAGAAUAAUUAGGACAUGAUUCCCUAUAAAUAACAAAAUCCAUGUUUUUUUCUCAUUCUCAUUUGUUUUCAUGCAAACAUGAUUAAGUUUAUUAGAAUAUCGUCAUAUUUAAUGAAACGUAAUUUAACAAGACAUCUCGAACAUGAAGUCUUUGUGCAUUUUUUCACUUUCAAAAUUCAUCAAGUGGGCCAGAUCGAUCCCCCUGUGGGUCGGUUUUGGGCUGUGGGCUGUGUGUUUGACACCCCUGGUAUAGAGAAUUAGCUUGGUCUAGCCUAGCCUUUAUCUCGUUAGGUUUUAAUGUGACUGUAGCAAGAAUGUUGGUGUACUGUUUUUAAAGUUGAGGUUGCUGUUUACAACAAAUAACAGCAUGGCCUUAGGAACAAUUAGCGCUAAGCACCACUUUAGCGCUUAGUAGCCACUACAAUCUUUUCCCAAAUGCUUUAAUAUAAAAAUGCAAUAUAAUGUAUGUCACUGUACAUCAAUGUCCCUUCACAUAACUCUCCAAAAUAACUGUCAUCACCAACCUCCUCCUGUAGCUUUAGUAGUGGUAGAGACAAAGAAAAGCAUUUAACAGUGUGUUGUGUUAACAUUGUUCCUUAUGUCCUGUUGUCUCUUUAACUUCAGUUUACCUUACAGUUAGAGCAGUAACAUCUUUGGCCAUUUUUGUCUUCAAAGGUCUUGGAUUUACUGCAUGUCUCCUUUGUUAUUUAUCAUUUUUAUUUUAAACAUGUGGUAUUAAAAUGUGAUUAAAGUAAAGUAUUUUGUGUAAACAUCAUCAACUUCCUGCUCUUUUGCUUUUUGAAUGUCAACUGGAGAAUGUCACCUCCUCUACAGAAUAUCCAACCAGCUUCUACACAUAACAUAACAAAUAAAAUCAAGUCAAAGUUACUGCUGCUGCUGCUGGGCACUUUUGAUUGGUCAGAACAGCAAAGUGAGGCUAAGAGGAUCAUAUGUGUU